UAGCCAAGAGCUAUAGCAUUCAUAAUGAAAUAUACUAAAUGCAAUUUUAUGAUGUCAGUUCUUGGCAUUAUAAUCUAUGUAGCUGAUUUAAUUGUGGACAUCUGGGUAUCUGUCAGGUUUUUCCACGAAGGACAGUAUAUUUUUGGUAUCUUAACAUUAAGCUUUAUGCUUUUUGGAACACUUGUGGUCCAGUGUUUUAGUUAUUCUUGGUUCAAGGCCGAUUUAAACAAAGCAGGCCAAGAAAUUCAGCAUUGCUUUCUUCUACUUCAUUGCUUACAAGGAGGAGUUUUUACAAGGUAUUGGUUUGCCUUAAAAAAGGGUUACCACGUGGCUUUCAAAUGUAGUAGCAAAACGAAUAGCUUCACCGAAGAGCAAAUUGAUCAACAUAAAGAAGUUAUAGAUAGAGUGACUGAUUUGAGCAUGCUCAGGCUAUUUGAGACCUACCUGGAAGGCUGCCCACAACUUCUUCUUCAGCUCUAUAUCUUUCUGGAACAUGGACAAGCAAAUUUUAGUCAGUAUGCAGCUAUCAUGCUUUCUUGCUGUGCCAUUUCUUGGUCAACUGUUGAUUUUCAAAUAGCUUUAAGAAAAUCCUUGCCUGAUAAAAAUCUCCUUAAUGGAUUCUGUCCCAAAGCCACCUAUCUCUUUUACAAGUUGUUUACAUUAUUGUCUUGGAUGCUUAGUGUUGUACUUCUAUUGUUUGUAAAUGUUAAGGUUGGAUUAUUUAUGUUGUUAUUACUUUGGAUUGUAGGUUUACUCUGGGCAUUUAAAGAACAAACUCAGUUUUGUAAUUCCAAAAGUAUGGAAUUCUUAUAUAGAAUUGUUGUUGGAUUUAUUCUUGUCUUUACAUUUUUUAAUAUUAAGGGACAUAAUACUAAAUGUCCAAUGUCUUUUUAUUAUGUUGUAAGAGUGCUGACCACACUGGGUAUAUUGAUUGGGUUCUGGGUUUAUCCACUUUCUAUUUUUAAUUCAGAUUACUUUGUACCUAUCAGUAUCACUUUAGUUCUUUCUCUUCUCCUUGGGAUUAUUUUUCUUAUUGUUUAUUAUGGGGCUUUUCACCCAAAUAGAAGUGAAGAAACAAAAUAUGAUGAAACUGAUGGAAGAUAUGUUCAAAGAGAUUGUAGAAUGAAGUAUUUCCUAAAGGAAUAGCUAUUAAUUUAUAAGAUAUGUUUUAUUGUUACUUGUUUCAUUGGUUAGUAAAGAAAAAUAUGUGUUAUGUGUGUAUUGUCUCUUUAUUUUUGCUACCUUUAAUUUGAGAAUGGUUCUGGUACAUUAAUUUUGAAUAUGAGAGAACAUAAUGAUAUUUUAUUAUUUAAAUUAUUAUUAUUUGUGUUUUUUUGUGAUUCUGGGAAUUGCAUCCUGGGCCUUGUGCACGCUGGACAAAGUAUUAUACCACUGAGCUCCAGCUUCUGCCCUCUUAUUUGGUUCUGAAAGUCUUGAGUACAAAGAUAUUUUCUUACUGUAUCUGGUAAAGCUACCGUCUUGAGCCCGAAAUGGAAGAAAUAAUCUGGUUCCCAUAAAGGCUGGCCUUGAGCUAUUCUCCAGGUUUUCUCUGAUUGUUCCUAAAACUGCUCUACCUGUUGUGGAGAACUACAAAGGGAACAAAAGAGCAGAACACCUUAUUUUUCUUUUCUUUACUGUCUUGAUUCAUUGCAUGUACUUUGAGUUGGGGACAGAUUAAGUAGAAGAAAAGGGAAUAGAGGGAAGGUGAAGAAAUUAAAUUCUUUUUUAUUUUUUAC
Ictidomys tridecemlineatus (thirteen-lined ground squirrel) is the source of this 1736-nucleotide messenger RNA. It is a transcript of the gene Xkr9, whose product is annotated as XK related 9. Gene Ontology annotation, cellular component: membrane. NCBI's taxonomy places the organism in Eukaryota, Metazoa, Chordata, Mammalia, Rodentia, Sciuridae. The record is from RefSeq and is a predicted model, not a curated record.